CCAUCAUUUGAGAAGAAAGAGUCGGUAGAAGCCGCACAACCGCAGCUCCACACCUCUCUUGGCCCAGGAGAACAAAACAAAGAAAGGAACGAUGGCGUAUGCUGCAAUGAAGCCAACCAAGCCUGGUUUGGAAGAUACCCAGGAGCAGAUUCACAAGAUCAGAAUCACCCUUUCCUCCAAAAAUGUGAAGAACCUUGAAAAAGUAUGUGCUGACUUGGUUCGUGGUGCCAAAGAUAAGAAGCUGAGGGUCAAGGGACCAGUGAGAAUGCCCACAAAGGUUCUUCACAUCACCACCAGGAAAUCCCCCUGUGGUGAAGGAACCAAUACAUGGGAUAGAUUUGAGCUCCGUGUCCACAAGCGGGUGAUCGACUUAUUCAGCUCUCCUGAUGUGGUCAAGCAGAUCACCUCAAUUACUAUUGAACCUGGUGUUGAGGUGGAGGUUACUAUUGCUGAUUCUUGAAUGUGGCUCACUUUUCCCCUUUUUGGAUCUUUUGUGAUUCUUAAUUUAGAGAACUUUCAUGUGUCCCUAAACAUAGCCUCCCUAAGGAUGAAUGAAUGUUUAUUUUAGUGUAUUACUGUAGUUCCCUUUUUGCCAUACUAUUUUUGACUUCGGAGUUUUAUGUGAUACAAUAUUCUAUUUCCUUUUCAUGUUCGUGAUCUCAUGUUAUGUAUGUGUUCAUUGAUUGCAUUUGCUUAGCAAUCAGUUCUUACU
Molecule: messenger RNA, 712 nt
Organism: Rubroshorea leprosula
Lineage: Eukaryota; Viridiplantae; Streptophyta; Magnoliopsida; Malvales; Dipterocarpaceae
Source: the annotation of a GenBank genome assembly